Dendrobium catenatum is the source of this 2032-nucleotide messenger RNA. RefSeq names its product probable polygalacturonase. The coding region runs from base 606 to 1952 and encodes 448 amino acids. Gene Ontology annotation, biological process: carbohydrate metabolic process. Lineage: Eukaryota; Viridiplantae; Streptophyta; Magnoliopsida; Asparagales; Orchidaceae. The record is from RefSeq and is a predicted model, not a curated record. Gene Ontology annotation, molecular function: polygalacturonase activity. The transcript is spliced from 6 exons.
UGACAGCUAGCGUAAUACUUGUGGCUAAUACAUCUAGUUGAUUGCAGUGCUUGAGCUGGACGACUGCGAUUAUCUUGAAUGAGCUAUAGCUUAGCUUCGUGUUCAAUCUUCAUUCCAUGAAGUGGUGGCUGGUCCUUCUUCCUUUUCAGUCAAUUAAAAUAAACUCACAUAUCAAAUGAGGUGCAUAUCAAAUAUUGAACCGCGUAAGAAGAAAAACUUGGCUCAACCAGCGAGCUAGACGCACCAUCUCAGAGUUCUUGUUUUAAGGUUUUUUUGUUUUUUUUAAAGUUAGAAGUACAGGUAAGAUUACCGCCACGAUCUUCCCACUAUAGUACUUCCAAUUAUCAUAACCAUUCUAAAUCUACACUAAAGUGUUGAAAGUAAUAAACUAUAAUAUGGCUCCAUAAACUAGACAUUCCGUCUACCAAAGGCUGUGGAAGAAAGAGAAGGAGAUAACUCUAUCUUCUUCACCAUCUCAAAGGUGAAAGAGCUCGGAGCUCGCAGACAAGUUCUCAGCUUUUCCUUGGCACCUUUCCCUUGGAGCUUCAUCUUCCAUCCUUCUUCUCUUACCAUUAAAAAGCUAUUCUUGGAUCCCUCUCCUUGUAAUGGAGCGCCGAGGAAUAACAGCAACAACGGCGACGGCGGCAAUGCUUCUUGCUCUUCUGUUAACUCCGCUGCUGCCACAAGCGGUGGCGGAGGAGAGUUGCUCAGGUAUAGUGCCCAUGAGAAGCAGAAGGGAGGUUAUCUCCAUAGAGGAUUUCGGAGGGAUAGGAGAUGGAAGAACAGACAAUACCUGGCCAUUUCGGAAGGCAAUAUACAGAAUUCAGCACUUGAGGAGAUUAGGCGGCACGCUUCUUUAUGUUCCUCGAGGCGUUUGGCUUACUGGUAGCUUCAAUGUUACAAGCCAUAUGACUCUGUUUCUAGCCCGGGGAGCAGUGAUUAAGGCUUCUCAGGAUACGGAGAAGUGGCCAUUGGUGGAGCCUUUGCCAUCGUAUGGGAGAGGGAGGGAGAGACCGGGAGGAAGGUAUGCGAGCUUCAUCUUGGGCUACGGGCUUCGUGAUGUGAUUAUAACCGGCGAGAAUGGAACAAUUGAUGGGCAAGGUGGAGUAUGGUGGGAUAUGUGGAGGCAAAGAACUCUCAGCUUCACAAGACCAAAUCUCCUGGAAUUCAUGCAUUCCACUGACAUCCACAUCUCCAAUAUAAUCUUCAAAAACUCUCCAUUUUGGAACAUUCAUCCUGUUUACUGCAGCAAUGUCGUCAUAAGAUCAGUUACAAUUCUGGCUCCACAUGACUCUCCCAACACAGAUGGAAUUGAUCCAGAUUCCAGCUCAAAUGUCUGUAUAGAAGACUCAUUCAUCUCAACCGGGGACGAUCUAGUAGCCGUGAAGAGCGGCUGGGACGAAUACGGCAUCGCCUACGGCCGGCCCAGCACCGCCAUCACAAUCAGAAGAAUCACCGGCUCCUCCCCCUUCAGCGCCAUCGCCAUCGGCAGCGAAGCAUCAGGUGGAGUAGAAAACAUUCUUAUUCAAAACAUCAACAUAUAUUCAACCGGCAUCGGCAUCCACAUCAAGACCAACGCCGGGAGAGGAGGCUAUAUCAGAAACGUGACAAUCUCCGACGUGUACAUGAACAGAGUAGGCAAAGGAGUGAGGAUCGCCGGCGACGUCGGAGACCACCCGGACGACAAGUUCGAUCCCGGAGCGUUGCCGAGGGUGGAUGGGGUGACGAUAAGGAAUGUGUGGGGGGUGGGGGUGAAGGAGGCCGGAUCAAUUGAGGGGAUAAAGGGGUCGCCUUUCACGCGCAUUUGUUUGUGGAAUGUGAAGCUAUGGGGAGUUGGGAGGCAGAUGGAGGCGUGGAAGUGCGCGGCGGUGAGUGGGGUUGCGGUGGGCGUGCAGCCAUGGCCGUGCGGGGAGCUUACGGGGAUUAUGUCCACUGGGUUCUGUUACAGCUGAAUGUUUUGAGCUUGAGUUGCUUGGCUUUUACUGAUGCAGGCGUGCCUUUUAUUAGAUAAGCAUGAAAUUUGCUUCAUGAA